AUGGCUCCCAGUAUCCUGCUGCAGCCCGAGACGCCUCCAUCAUACGCUCACCCGACCAAACAGGCGAGAGCAGAAGGUGGUGUCUCACAAGCCCAAAAUUUCCAAGGCUCUGUUGGCAGGAACUCCUCUUUCCAUUCCCCAUCUUCCAAUGGCAACGGACAUGUCAAUAGCGGCAACGGUUCAUCGAACGGCAUUGGAUUCUCAGUUCGUCAAGAUGAAGGGAGGGAUUUCGUUGCGUCUCAGAUCCUCGAUCAAUCGUCGCCGGGCUUUGCAUCCAGAAACUCAGCUUCAAAUGGAACUUCGAAGAAACCCAACAUCCUAUAUAUUAUGGCUGAUCAGAUGGCCGCACCACUCUUAAAGAUGAAUGACCCAGAAUCAGUCAUCAAAACGCCCAACCUUGACAAGCUUGCAGAUACUGGCGUUGUCUUCUCCAGCGCCUAUUGCAACUCCCCUCUGUGCGCUCCAUCCAGAUUUACUAUGUGCACAGGACAGCUUCCCUCGAAAAUCGGCGGUUAUGAUAACGCCUCCAUCCUUGGUCCUGAAGUCCCCACAUACGCGCACUAUCUUCGACGUGAAGGUUACGAGACAGCUCUUGCAGGCAAGAUGCACUUCAUCGGCCCGGACCAACUUCACGGAUUCGAACACAGGCUCACAUCCGACAUCUAUCCUGGAGACCUUGGCUGGGCCGUCAACUGGGACAAGCCAGAUGAGCGCCAGGAGUGGUUCCACAACAUGUCUUCUGUGAUGCAGGCAGGCCCUUGUGUGCGAUCGAACCAGCUGGACUACGAUGAAGACGUUAUGCACAAGGCUUCGCAGUAUCUCUAUGACCAUGUUCGAUCAGACCCAGACAGUCGUAAACCUUUUGCCUUGACUAUAUCCCUGACUCAUCCUCAUGACCCUUACACCAUGAUCCGGGAGUACUGGGACCGCUAUGAAGGAGUAGACAUUCCCUUGCCUAAAGUUGAGAUCAAUCAAGAAGAUCAGGACUCUCAUUCUCAACGCCUUCUGAAGUGCAUCGACCUUUGGGACAAUCCUGUUCCCGACGAGGCUAAAAUUCGUGCGCGUCGCGCCUACUUUGCUGCGUGCAGUUUCGUUGACGACCAAGUCGGAAAGCUGAUGAACAUCCUCAAGAACUGCUACCUGGACAAGGACACCGUGGUCGUUUUCUCUGGAGAUCAUGGCGAUAUGCUUGGUGAGCGUAGCAUGUGGUACAAGAUGUCAUGGUUCGAGAACAGCGCUCGAGUACCCAUGAUCAUCAACUGCCCUUCGAAGUUCCAAUCCAAGCGUGUUACCGAGUCUGUAUCUACCAUGGACCUUCUUCCAACGUUUGUAGAUCUUGCAGGAGGAAAUGCUUCGGCUAUUCUUCCCAUUGAUGGAGUCAGUCUACACGAUUACCUCGUCUCGGAUGAGCCUGGCAAGGAUGAGGUAUUUGGCGAGUACAUGGGCGAAGGCACUGUCACUCCUACCUAUAUGAUUCGCCGAGCUCAGUGGAAGUAUACGUAUUCUCUGGUCGACCCGCCGCAGCUCUUCGACCUGGUUAGCGAUCCGCAAGAGCUUAACGACCUGGCAACAUCCGCAAAGCCUUAUCAUCAGCAAGUACUAGCCGACUUCCAGAUUGAGGCUCGCGAGAAGUGGGACUUCCAGCAGAUCCACAAAGAUGCUUUGAAGAGUCAGCGCAUGCGGCAGAUUGCUUGGAGUGCUCUGCAGAUUGGUCGUCAGGAAUCCUGGGAUUACCAGCCACCUUACAAUGACAGGGAUCGUUUCAUCCGCUCGCACAUCCCUCUCGACGAUCUGGAACGCCGCUCUCGCUUCCCAGUGGUUGACUACCUUGGCCGCGAGCAGACACCUAUGGCCACUCACCAUGGCCUUGCUGGAGCCAACAACGAAUGA
This is a messenger RNA of Dothidotthia symphoricarpi CBS 119687, 1890 nucleotides long. RefSeq names its product choline-sulfatase. Lineage: Eukaryota; Fungi; Ascomycota; Dothideomycetes; Pleosporales; Dothidotthiaceae. Bases 1 to 1890 code for a protein of 629 amino acids. The transcript is spliced from 5 exons. The record is from RefSeq and is a predicted model, not a curated record.